AUGGAGGAGCAGAAGUACCUGGAGCUCUACCUGGACCAGUGCGUUGCCCAGGAUGAUCUUGCCUCACCUGGGUCUCCCCUGUUCGGCCCAGUUGUACCUUAUGAUGUGUACAUACCGAAUCCAUCCAAUCCAAAGACUGCGUGUAACUCACAUCUUGAAGGAGUCAAAGAGCCAUCUGGUGAUUUCUCAUCUGUGGAUCUCAGCUUCCUACCAGAUGAACUAACCCAAGAAAACAGAGACCACACUGACAUUAGAAGCAAGCAUGAUAUUGGAGAAAAUUGUAAAACUGAAAGUCAACAAAGUGGGUCACUGUUAUCCAGUGAACAGGACAUCGGGCUGGGCAUAACCAGUGGCAGUUUGUCAGAGUCCCCUUCACAUCUGCGCACUGGUGAUGCUGACUCAGUCCAGCCCUCUCCUGGGAAUCCAGACUCCAACCCCUUGCCUCUGGCAUCCAUAACUCCCAUGAUGCCAAUGACCCCUGCUUCAGAAUGUUCUGAAAUUGUGCCUCAACUACAGAAUAUAGUUUCCACUGUAAACCUGGCCUGUAAAUUGGACCUGAAGAAAAUCGCUUUGCAUGCAAAAAAUGCAGAAUAUAACCCAAAGAGGUUUGCUGCUGUCAUAAUGAGGAUCCGAGAGCCCAGGACAACAGCCCUUAUAUUUAGCUCUGGGAAAAUGGUCUGCACAGGAGCCAAAAGUGAAGAGCAAUCUCGACUCGCAGCGAGAAAGUACGCUCGUGUGGUGCAGAAGCUUGGGUUCCCUGCCAGAUUCCUUGACUUUAAAAUCCAGAACAUGGUUGGAAGUUGUGAUGUGAGAUUUCCCAUCAGGCUGGAAGGUUUGGUGCUAACCCAUCAGCAGUUCAGUAGUUAUGAACCGGAACUGUUUCCUGGCCUUAUUUAUAGAAUGGUAAAACCACGCAUUGUUUUGCUUAUCUUCGUGUCUGGAAAAGUUGUGUUGACAGGUGCCAAAGAACGUUCUGAGAUCUAUGAAGCGUUUGAAAACAUCUAUCCUAUCUUAAAAGUUUUUAAAAAGGCCUGAACAUAUCAUUCAGCAUCUCACACUAUCUAUACUGGUAUGAAGAU
This is a messenger RNA of Tupaia belangeri chinensis (Chinese tree shrew), 1079 nucleotides long. It is a transcript of the gene TBPL2, whose product is annotated as TATA-box binding protein like 2. Bases 1 to 1035 code for a protein of 344 amino acids. NCBI's taxonomy places the organism in Eukaryota, Metazoa, Chordata, Mammalia, Scandentia, Tupaiidae. The record is from RefSeq and is a predicted model, not a curated record. Gene Ontology annotation, biological process: DNA-templated transcription initiation. The transcript is spliced from 7 exons. Gene Ontology annotation, molecular function: DNA binding.